Molecule: messenger RNA, 848 nt
Organism: Clupea harengus (Atlantic herring)
Lineage: Eukaryota; Metazoa; Chordata; Actinopteri; Clupeiformes; Clupeidae
Gene: pomca
Product: proopiomelanocortin a
Biological process (GO): neuropeptide signaling pathway
Cellular component (GO): extracellular region
Molecular function (GO): neuropeptide hormone activity
Source: RefSeq, a predicted model, not a curated record
GCUAUAAAAGCACUCUUAUGGUCUUCAGGCAUCAGAGAGUGUCAGAGGACGGUUUGGCGUGCAUAGAAAGAGACACACACACACAGCCAUACGUUCACAGACUGCACGGGAGAGACGCUGAGGAGAAACUUUACGGAGAAGAAGGAGUACAAUCUUACUGUGCGACAGUGAUGUUGAAAGGACUAAAGAUGAUGUGUCCUGUAUGGACAUUGGCCAUGGCAAUGCUUUGCGUCCUCGCUGCGGAAGUCAGCAGUCAAUGCUGGGAGAGCGACUACUGCCAAGACCUCAGCUCCGAGGAGAACAUGCUGGAAUGCAUUCAGCUGUGUAGGUCAGACCUCACAGCCGAAACCCCGGUCUACCCCGGCGAUGGCCACCUCCAGCCCCCAGAGCAAGAGGGGAAUGACGUAGACUCUCUGCCCGCCCUACCCCUCGCCCCCGCAGGGUCCCCCCAGGACCUGUCCGAGGGGAAGCAGGCCUUCCCCAGGCACGAGGAGAAGCGCUCCUACUCCAUGGAGCACUUUCGCUGGGGCAAACCAGUGGGCCGCAAGCGCCGGCCCAUCAAGGUCUACACCAACGGCGUGGAAGAUGAGUCUGCCGAGGCACUGCCGGCGGAGAUGCGGAGAGAUGCUGACUACGGCCUGGACAAAGAGGAGAACAUGCUGGCUGGGCUGCUUCAGCAGAAGAAAGACGGCUCGUACAAGAUGAACCACUUCAGGUGGAGCGGGCCGCCAGCCAGCAAGCGGUACGGUGGCUUCAUGAAGUCAUGGGACAAGCGGAGCCAGAAACCCCUGCUGACUCUCUUUAAGAACGUCAUCAACAAGGACGCACAGCAGAAGAAAGAUCAGUGA